GCAGAGGCUGCCCUUUUGAGAGGGGGUCUGGGGGCAGGGAGCGGGCCCUCUGGGGUCUUGGGCUGUCGCAGGGACUCGAGAAAGCCAUGCAGAGCCUAGAGCCAUGAAGGACUGCUCAGACAUCAUCCUCUGCGUGGAAGCGACAGAGCUGAGCAAGACUGAAUUCUGCAAUCCUGCUUUUGAGCCUGAAUCAGGGCCACCUUGCCCCCUACCCAGCCUCCAGGAGGACGCCAGCUGCAGCACCCGAGCUCCCUGGCAUGGUCGGCGUCCCCGAGGGCUGCAGCCUGACUGCCACUUCUCCUGGCUGUGUGUCCUCCUGCUGGCCAGCCUGCUGCUGCUGCUGCUUGGGCUGCUGGUGGCCAUCAUCCUGGCCCAAUUGCAGGCUACACCUGCGUCCGGGGCCUCCCAUUAUCCACUGCCUUCCCAAGGCCUCACCACCAUUGGCUCCAGCCCCACUCCCAUCCCCACCACCUCUCAGGCAACUGGGACCCCUAAAGGGCAACCGGAGGCAGGCAUGAGCAUGAGCCCCGCACCCCAGUCGGCCUGUGGGGGCCUCCUUCCUGGCCCAAGGGGCUUCUUCAGCAGCCCCGACUACCCAGACCCUUACCCACCCAACGCCCACUGCGUGUGGCAUAUCCAAGUGGCCACAGACCAUGCAAUACAGCUCAAGAUCGAAGCUCUCAGCGUGGAGAGUGUGGCCUCCUGUCUUUUUGAUCGCUUGGAAAUCUCCCCCGAGCCUGAAGGCCCCCUCCUCAGAGUGUGUGGGAGGGUGCCUCCCCCCACACUCAACACCAAUGCCAGCCACCUCCGCGUGGCCUUCGUCUCUGACAGCAGCGUGGAAGGAUCUGGCUUCCAUGCCUGGUACCAGGCCGUGGCCCCCGGUCAUGGGAGCUGUGCCCACGAUGAGUUCCCCUGCGACCAGCUCGUCUGCCUGCUACCUGACUCGGUGUGCGACGGCUUUGCCAGUUGCGCCGAUGGCAGUGACGAGGCCAACUGCAGCGCCAAGUUCUCGGGGUGUGGGGGGGACCUGACUGGGCUCCAGGGCACUUUCUCUGCUCCCAGCUACCCGCAGCAGUACCCUCACCAACAGCUUUGCACCUGGCACAUCUCGGUGCCCGCUGGACAUGGCAUUGAACUGCUGUUCCACAACUUCAGCCUGGAAGCUCAGGACGAGUGCAAGUUUGACUACGUGGAAGUGUAUGAGACCCGCAACUCAGGGGCCCUCAGCCUCCUGGGCAGGUUCUGUGGAGCAGAGCCGCCCCCACGCCUCAUCUCCUCACACCACCAGCUGGCUGUGCUCUUUAGGACAGACCGUGGCAUCAGCAUCGGGGGCUUCUCGGCCACCUACCGGGCCCUCAAUGCCACAGAGAACCCCUGUGGGCCCGGAGAGUUCUCCUGCCGGGAUGGAGGGUGUACGAAUCUGCAGUGGAUGUGUGGCAUGUGGAGAGACUGCGCAGAGAGCAGCGAUGACAACUGCAGCAGCCCAUUGCUCCCACCCCCCGAGCUGGCCUGUGAGCCUGUCCAGGUGGAGAUGUGCAUCGGUCUGAGCUACAACACCACGGCCUUCCCUAACAUCUGGGUGGGCAUGGCCACCCAGGAGGAGGUGGUGGAGGUCCUCAGAGGUUACAAGAGCCUGACAAGCCUGCCCUGCUACCAGAAUUUCCGGAGGCUCCUUUGCGGGCUACUUGUGCCCCACUGCACCCCACUAGGCAGUGUCCUUCCCCCUUGCCGCUCUGUCUGCCAGGAGGCAGAGCGCCAGUGCCAGUCUGGCCUGGCACUACUGGGCACCCCCUGGCCCUUUAACUGCAACAGGCUGCCUGAGGCAGCUGGCCUGGAGGCUUGUGCCCAGCCCUGA
Balaenoptera acutorostrata (minke whale) is the source of this 1855-nucleotide messenger RNA. It is a transcript of the gene MFRP, whose product is annotated as membrane frizzled-related protein. The coding region runs from base 104 to 1855 and encodes 583 amino acids. The record is from RefSeq and is a predicted model, not a curated record. NCBI's taxonomy places the organism in Eukaryota, Metazoa, Chordata, Mammalia, Artiodactyla, Balaenopteridae. Gene Ontology annotation, molecular function: protein binding. The transcript has 13 exons.